Molecule: messenger RNA, 3308 nt
Organism: Anas platyrhynchos (mallard)
Lineage: Eukaryota; Metazoa; Chordata; Aves; Anseriformes; Anatidae
Gene: GAA
Product: alpha glucosidase
Biological process (GO): lysosome organization; glycogen catabolic process
Cellular component (GO): lysosomal membrane
Molecular function (GO): carbohydrate binding; alpha-1,4-glucosidase activity
Source: RefSeq, a predicted model, not a curated record
AGCCGCGGAACCGCGCUGACCCGGCGGAGGCUCCGGGAGGGAGGCAGCGGAGCCCGGAAAGGGCCCGGCAGAGCCGGGGCGGUGCGCGGGGGCCGGGCUGCGGCUCCCUCCCCGCCGCGCCUGCUCGGAGCCGGGCUGGGGGGAGCCAUGCCGGGGCCGGGGCCGCGGAUCGGGGCCGUGAUCGCGGUGCUGGCGCUGCUGCUCCCCGGUGCCUGCAGCUCCGCGGCCGCCGGCUGCGAGGUGCCCCCGAGCCACCGCUUCGACUGCGGCCCCGAGCGGCUGCUGGCACGGGCGGGCUGCGAGGCGCGGGGCUGCUGCUACGCCCCCGUCCCCUCCGGUGCCGGCGGGGGUCCGCCCUGGUGCUUCUUCCCCCGCGGCUACCGCAGCUACCGGGCGGAGAACCUGACGACCACCGCCCGCGGCUACUCGGCUCGGCUCCGCCGCGUCGCCCCCAGCUUCCUCCCGGGGGACGUGGGCACCCUGCGGCUGGACGUGGCGCUGGAGACCGAGAGCCGCCUGCGCUUCACGCUCCGGGACCCGGCCCGGCAGCGCUACGAGGUGCCCCUGACCACGCCGAGGGUGAGCACCCGGGCGGCCUCCACGCUCUACGGGGUGCAGGUCCUCGAGGAUCCCUUCGGCCUCGUCGUCUCCCGGUGGCCCGGCGGCCAGGUCCUGCUGAACACCACCGUCGCGCCCCUGUUCUUCGCGGACCAGUUCCUGCAGAUCUCCACCUCCUUGCCCUCCCGUUUCAUCUCGGGGCUGGGGGAGCACCUGGCACCGCUCAUUCUCGACACGGCCUGGACCAAGGUCACCCUCUGGAACCGGGACAUGGCGCCGGUGCCCCAGGUCAACCUGUACGGCUCCCACCCCUUCUACCUGGUGAUAGAGGACGGCGGCUCGGCCCACGGUGUCUUCCUGCUGAACAGCAACGCCAUGGACGUGGUCCUGCAGCCGAGCCCGGCCCUGACGUGGCGCACAACGGGCGGGAUUCUGGACUUCUACGUCUUCCUGGGCCCCGACCCCAAGAGCGUGGUGCGGCAGUACCUGGACGUCGUGGGGUUCCCAUUCAUGCCCCCGUACUGGGGCCUGGGCUUCCACCUCUGCCGCUGGGGCUACUCCUCCACCACCACCACCCGGCAGGCCGCAGCCAACAUGUCGGCCGCACGCUUCCCCCUGGACGUGCAGUGGAACGACCUGGACUACAUGGAUGCUAAGAGGGAUUUCACCUUCAACAAGGAGACCUUUAAGGACUACCCGGACAUGGUGCGGGAUUUCCACCAGCGAGGCCUGCACUACGUGAUGAUCGUGGACCCCGGGAUCAGCAGCUCGGGGCCUCCAGGCACCUACAAGCCCUACGAUGACGGACUGAAGCGAGGGGUGUUCAUCCGAAAUGCCACGGGGCAGCCCCUCAUCGGGAAGGUGUGGCCGGGCCCGACGGCUUUCCCAGACUUCACCAACCCCAAGACGCACGAGUGGUGGCACGACAUGCUGAAGGACUUCCACGACCAGGUGCCCUUCGAUGGCAUGUGGAUUGACAUGAACGAGCCGUCCAACUUCGUGGAGGGCUCCCAGGACGGCUGCCCCGACAACAGCCUGGAGAAGCCCCCGUACGUGCCCGGUGUGUUCGGGGGGCGCCUCCAGGCAGGAACCAUUUGUGCCUCCAGCCAGCAGUUCCUCUCCUCGCACUACAACCUGCACAGCCUGUACGGGCUGACCGAGGCCAUCGCUUCCCACGACGCUCUGCUGAGGAUCCAGGGCAAGCGUCCCUUCGUCAUCUCACGCUCCACCUUCGCUGGGCACGGCCGCUACGCUGGGCACUGGACGGGGGACGUCAAGAGCAACUGGGAGCAGCUGUCCUACUCCGUGCCAGAGGUGCUGCUCUUCAACCUCUUCGGGGUGCCGCUGGUGGGUGCCGACAUCUGCGGGUUUUUGGGCGACACAUCCGAGGAGCUGUGUGUGCGCUGGACCCAGCUGGGCGCCUUCUACCCCUUCAUGAGGAACCACAACGACCACGGCAACCGGCCGCAGGAGCCGUACGCCUUCAGCCCGGCUGCCCAGGAUGCCAUGAGGAAAGCCCUCCGCCUCCGCUACUCCCUCCUGCCCUACCUCUACACCCUCUUCCACCGGGCUCACGCCGCUGGGGAGACGGUGGCGCGGCCGCUCUUCCUCGAGUUCCCCAAAGACCCCAACACCUGGACCGUGGACCGCCAGCUCCUGUGGGGCGGGGGGCUGCUCGUCACGCCGGUGCUGGAGGCAGGACAGACCAAAGUCAGUGGCUACUUCCCAGCCGGGACGUGGUACAGCCUCGCAGGGGACUCGACCAUCCACAGCAAAGGCCAGUGGAUCCUCUUGCCAGCUCCCCUGGACACCAUUAACGUGCACGUCCGAGCAGGGCACAUCCUGCCCCUGCAGGAGCCUGCGUUCAGCACUGCCGAGUCCCGCAAGAAGGGGAUGGCCUUGGUGGUGGCCCUGACGCCGGACGGCUUCGCCCGGGGAGAGCUGUUCUGGGAUGAUGGGGAGAGCUGGCAGAGCUUCGAGAAGGGGGACUACACCGAGACCCUCUUCCUGGCCUCACACGGCGCCGUGCUCAGCCAGAUCCUGCGGACUCGCGGCCACCUUGACGGGAUCCUGCUGGAGGCUGUGACCGUCCUGGGGGUCACCAGCCCUCCCCGGCAGGUCCUGGCCAACGGUGCCCGUGUGGAUGACUUCUCCUACCGCAGUGACACCCAGGUGCUGAGAGUCCCCGUGUCGCUGCCGAUGUGGGAGCAGUUUGUGAUCACUUGGUCCUGAGCUGGUGACCAUCUCCACAAGCAGCUGGUGCUGCUGUGCCCUGUGGCCAGAUCCAUCCAUUUCUUUGGAAAAUCAGCACAGAAUGCGGCUGUGCUGUGAGCUGGGCUGUCCUGCGUGCUGAAAUGCCUUACCUUGAGGUGUAGAAACUGGACUCGCACUGGUCAGCUCAAAAAACCCUUAAGGGAUGGGGAGCAACCCUCAUCUCCUUCAAGACGGGAAAAAAAGACCCAAGUGCCUUGUGAGACAGCAAACCUGUCAGCGUGCCAAACUGGCACCCUGCCGAAAGCCUGUGGGGAUUCUUCUUGUGGUUUUGGGAUGGACACAGGAGAGAUGAGUCCCUUCUGCGCACUGGGCUCUGCUGUUUGGUGUCUGCGGGGGGGUUUCAUACCCAGGGGGUGUGGGUGGGGGGAGCCCCUCGUGGCUGCGCCCCGGGGAAGCCUGGAGCUGCCUCUGUGAGGGCUGGGAGCAGGGCUGGGGGAGAAGUGCUGUGAAUAAAAAGCAGCUUUUUGCUACAAGCA